CAGUAGCAUUCCUGUGAAGGACAUUGGAGGAGCCGUGACUUUAGUGUGGUGUAACGUAAUAAACCGACUGUCCGGUGUCACGGUAUUUCCGUUAUAUGUAUUCCCGGCGUUUCUCCACACAUUCCUUUUCCUGCAGCUUUAACACUGACAGAUCUACGUUAAAGUGCUGAAUUAGAGUGACGCCGGGACUGACUGCAUUGCAGUGGUGCAAGGACAGAAAACCACAGCCACUCCUGUGAUCUGCCCCUUUGCUGGUGAUCGGAUGGUGUGAGGAUCCGGAGCGGCCUGUCCUCCUGAAUGGCUGUGUGCCGAGGCGGCGUCACACUUUGGGUCGGUUGCAUCCGGAGUCACGGCUGCCAGCCGCUGAUAAAGAAGCAGAACUGGAACGUACGACAAGCAGUGUUAAAUCCCCCUUGUAAAUCUCUGAGCAGUGGAUCAUGGGUUUUGGCUCCUCCAAACAGCCUACAUUAUCAGUCCUCCCAGAAACUGUCUCCGCCUAACCCGUUGCAUCACGCGUCCCAGCCGAAAGAACGAACCGCAGAAUGCGACUGGGAGGAGACCCUAAGCAUGUGCGUCCUGCUCAAACCCAGAGAAGCAGUCGAUCAGCAUACACUGGUGGAGGUUCCACUGUUCGGACAAAUCAAGCUGGGUGAGCUCCUGGCGUUGGGAGCAAACCGGCCCGCUGACUUUUCUUUCCCUUUAACCACUGUUGACGGAAGAAGAGAAGACGACAUCAGCGUUAUCGGAAAGCCGAGGGCCGAGGUAAAACUGGAUCGGGAACAGAGCUCGUUUCGGAGUUUGUUCGAGGCUGAAGGAUGCCCCGCCCCGUUCAUGUUGGGAUCACACUUUUAUUGCUUCCACGGUCCUCCAGAGGCUACAGAGCCUGUACCCGAGUCUGGAGAUAAACUGAGGAUCAGACAUGUCUACUUUCCACCUUCUUUUAGUUCGCUCUGUAGUUACGCAGAGACUAAAAGCAUGGACAGAGGCUCUAGCGAGAAGGACCAUGAGAACGAAGAGAAACUGGCAUUGAUGUAUGAAAAGCUCCGCGUGGAGCUUCCUAGGUUUUUUCUGAAGAAUCACGACUACAGCAUGUAUUCUAACAACAUGGAGUUCGUCAAUGACCUCCUCAACAUGAAAACCAGAGGUCGUGUGGUGUAUCAGCUGACCCUGGCGCUGUGGCGACUUCUCUGCCUGUGCUAUUACGCCGAUGCACGGAUGGAGGUGCUGAAGCUGACCAAACACCCGGAGGACGGCUCCAUCAAAGCGCGCUGGAGGGUCAAGGGACUGCCCUUUCACACACUCCUCCUCAGAUUCUACAAGAAGGAUAAAAGCCAGUUUUACAGAACCUUUGAUGCAUUCUCUACCUUCUACUUGGGCUCUGAUGGACUCAUACACUGUCAUAAAGUUGAGAAGGUAAUGAAGGCUCAACCCCCUGUGCUUCCCAAAGUGACUACGCUGCUAGCGGGAGCUUUGGUGGCUCUGGGGAUUCAAGAGGACCGGCCAGCUCUUAAUCUCCUCCCGAUGUUCCUCUCGUCCUUCAGACAGCCUCAAGAUUAAAAGACGGAUAUUUGUGUGCGUGUUUGUGGGGGUAAAGCGAGAGAGAAAAAAAAUCUUGAGAAGAACUAGAGCUAGAAGAGAUACGCAUCAUGAUGGAGAAGACCAGCAAAAUAGGAGACGAAAACAAACCUUUGACGUACAUUAGCUUAACUAUUGAAUAUUAAGUGAUACUGUACCAUGUGACAUCUCAAAGCUCUGUGAAAGUAAGUUCACGCAGGAUUCGCUUCACCAUUUACGUACACCAUUCUGUUUACCGGAUUGAUUAUAAUCGACUACAGACUGAA
Clarias gariepinus (North African catfish) is the source of this 1841-nucleotide messenger RNA. RefSeq names its product chromosome 28 C6orf136 homolog (gene c28h6orf136). Bases 298 to 1557 code for a protein of 419 amino acids. The transcript is spliced from 7 exons. NCBI's taxonomy places the organism in Eukaryota, Metazoa, Chordata, Actinopteri, Siluriformes, Clariidae. The record is from RefSeq and is a predicted model, not a curated record.